Molecule: messenger RNA, 1410 nt
Organism: Mangifera indica (mango)
Lineage: Eukaryota; Viridiplantae; Streptophyta; Magnoliopsida; Sapindales; Anacardiaceae
Product: chaperone protein dnaJ 10-like
Source: RefSeq, a predicted model, not a curated record
GUUUUGGGGGAGGCUUACCAGGUAUUGAGUGAUCCAGCCCAAAGGCAAGCAUAUGAUGCUUAUGGGAAGUCAGGAAUUUCAACUGAAGCAAUUAUUGAUCCUGCUGCAAUCUUUGCUAUGCUUUUUGGAAGUGAGCUAUUUGAGGAAUAUAUAGGACAGCUUGCCAUGGCAUCAAUGGCUUCUUUAGACAUUUUUUCUGAGGGGGAACAAUUUGAUGCUAAAAAGUUGCAGGAGAAAAUGAGGGUUGUUCAGAAGGAAAGGGAAGAAAAGCUUGCAACCAUACUAAGAGAUCGCCUCUACAAAUAUGUACAAGGUAACAAAGAUGAGUUUAUUAAUAAUGCUGAAGCUGAAGUUUCAAGGCUCUCUAAUGCAGCCUAUGGUGUUGACAUGUUGAAUACAAUUGGUUAUAUAUAUGCAAGACAAGCUGCGAAAGAGCUUGGAAAGAAAGCAAUUUAUUUGGGGUUGCCAUUCAUUGCCGAAUGGUUUAGAAACAAAGGCCACUAUAUCAAAUCUCAAGUAACGGCAGCAACAGGAGCCAUUGCUUUGAUGCAGCUACAAGAGGACAUGAAAAAGCAGCUUACUGCUGAAGGAAAUUAUACUGACGAAGAGCUUGAAGAAUACAUACGAUCCCACAAGAAAUUGAUGACAGAUUCUCUGUGGAAGCUUAAUGUAGCCGAUAUUGAAGCCACACUUUCUCGUGUUUGUCAGAUGGUUCUUCAAGAUAACAAUGCCAAGAAAGAAGAUCUUCGUGCACGAGCCAAGGGACUGAAAACUCUUGGUAAAAUUUUUCAGAGGGCCAAGUCAACCAAUGGAAGUGAGAAUGAAACUGUAUUAAGCAGGGGGGUACAGAAACCAAAUGAAAGUGAAUCUGGCUAUGAUACUUGUUCUAAUGAAGAAUCAUCUCAGUCCACAUCUGUAUCACAGAGUCCGUAUGUGGAAGCUCCAAAGUUCUUAGAUGGUCAGGUUAGCUAUAACUUUCCAACACCAAUAGCUCCAGCUGGUGCACAAAGACAUCCUUCAGGAGGCAGGGAAUGAUGAUGAAGAAAUGUGAUGUAAUGAGUGAUGGGUGUUGUAUAUCCCUACUAUAUGUAUAAUGUUAUGGGUGUAGUAUUUAUGGGCCUUGAGUUUGCAUUCGAUGGAUGCUCGCAUUAUUAUGAGUUGAUGAUCUGGAAAGCACAUCCUAUAUAGUGUUUAGUCAUGGUGCAUUUUACUGAAGACAUAUCUGUUUGAAAUUGAUUGGAGACAUUGUUGCUGAAGGUAUAGUUCCUACCAUGGUUUUUAUCUGGCUGCCCUGAUAUUUGAAUUAGUAUAUUAUGUCACAGUUGGGUUUGCUUUCGUGGUGUCUGUGUUCUGAAUCACAGUUGUACAUUAAGAUUAAAGUUUUUGAUUAGUUAUUUUUAUUUACUUGAA